GGUCGGCCUCGCGCACAAUACAAAAGACCGCUAUAAGAAUCAGAGAGAGAGAGAGAGAGAGAGAGGGAGAGUCGUCGAGACUUUACUCUCUGAACAGCAGAAGAAAUGGCAUCAGAUCCGAAGAUUCACUUGUUCGAAGAGGUCGCUAAGCAUAAUCAGACCAAAGAUUGCUGGCUGGUUAUUUCCGGAAAGGUGUAUGAUGUAACUCCGUUCAUGGAUGAUCAUCCUGGAGGUGAUGAAGUUCUGCUAUCAGCAACUGGGAAGGAUGCAACAAAUGAUUUUGAAGAUGUAGGCCACAGUGAUGCAGCCAGAGACAUGAUGGAAAAAUACUGCAUUGGUGAGAUUGAUCCAUCAAGUGUUCCUCUAAAACGGACUUUCAUUCCACCCCAGCAAGCCGCCUACAAUCAUGAUAAGACCUCUGAAUUUGUGAUUAAGAUUUUACAAUUCCUUGUGCCCCUGUUGAUCUUGGGCUUAGCCUUUGUGGUUCGACAAUACACCAAAAAGGAAUAGUCUGCUACUCCCUCCCCUUUCCUCUUUCUAAACCGUUAAAUUUGUGGUUGCCUGCAUUAGUUGAAUAGCAGAAAGAAGUACUAGUCUCCUUGCUUUAGUUUUAUCAAUGGUGUUUGUGCGUGCCGAGUUGUUGUUUCGGGCUCAUAGUCCUCUACUAGACUCCAUUGUAGUUUACAGCCUGCUGUUGGCUUAACAGUUAUGCUAUUGCAGACUUUAAUUUUGUUGGAUCAUAAGCAGGAGCCUUUUGAGAACUUUUACUUCAUGAUUUGGGUAUU
This is a messenger RNA of Vitis riparia (riverbank grape), 785 nucleotides long. Its product is annotated as cytochrome b5. NCBI's taxonomy places the organism in Eukaryota, Viridiplantae, Streptophyta, Magnoliopsida, Vitales, Vitaceae. The record is from RefSeq and is a predicted model, not a curated record. Gene Ontology annotation, cellular component: intracellular membrane-bounded organelle; membrane. The coding region runs from base 106 to 510 and encodes 134 amino acids. Gene Ontology annotation, molecular function: heme binding. The transcript is spliced from 4 exons.